UUCAAGAAAUAAAAAUGACAAAAUUAUGAAAAUUUGUUGACUAUCUUGGCAAUUUAGUCCGAUUUAUCUGUUGUUUCUAAUAAGUUCAUAUUUAUUUGCUACUAAUGAAUGAUUGAUUGGAUCGAUUAAUCAAAAAAUCAUUAUAAGCGUCAAUCUAACCAACGCUACAUCAACGCCUCUUGCUUUAUUUCAUAGAUAAUUUGUUGACUUAUUAAAGUUGACAUUGUUAUUACAAGAUAAUUCCUGUUAAAUCUUGUUAUGUUGAUUUUUCCUUCAAAUUAUUUAUUUUUAAUCAGUUAAUUUCAAUUAUUGUGCAUCCGGUAUUUACCAACAAAUAGAAAAUAGUUUACUUUCGUUUUAAUAUAGUUUUGGUGAAAUUCUCAACCUAACCAUGGGCCUUCUAUAUGCAACUCAAUAUGGUGUUUAUGGAGUAACCUUAUUCGUCAUAAUAUGCUUUUCUCUAUAUUACAUGUUGACCGGAAGAGGGUCUCGUAUGGGGGACAUUCAAUGGUUACUUGAAGGUAUUUCUCCUUACUAUUGGUGUGCCAUGGGUAUCGGCCUAUCUAUAUCACUGAGUGUUGUUGGAGCCGCUGCCGGUAUAUUUGCUACUGGAGUAUCAAUUGUAGGUGGUGGUGUUAGAGCACCCAGAAUUAAGACAAAAAAUCUAGUCUCUAUUAUUUUUUGUGAAGCUGUAGCAAUUUAUGGUAUCAUCAUGUCAAUUGUAAUGCUUAGUAAUUUCGAGGCAUAUAAUCCUACAUUGGCGGAAGAAAAUUUCGAAAUCAAAGCCAAAAAUUAUUUUUCUGGUUAUAUCAUGUUUGCUGCAGGCCUCACUGUUGGAUUGAGUAAUUUAGCUUGCGGUUUAUCCGUUGGUAUUGUUGGUAGCGGUGCUGCUCUUGCAGAUGCCGCUAAUUCAACUCUUUUCAUCAAAAUUCUUGUUAUUGAAAUCUUUGCCUCUGCUAUCGGACUUUUUGGCCUUAUUGUGGCAAUCCUCAUGACCAGUCAUAUUUCCAUGGGACCAAAAUGAUUCAAAGCUCAGGGUAAUAUUACUUAAAUCAAAAUGAAGAUAACAUUUUUUGUCUAUAAUAAUUUUCUAUGAGGUGCUUAAUCAAGAGACUUUCCAACAACGCAAAAUGGACAUUUAAUUAGCCAUCUAUUCAGCGUUGAAUACAUUAGAAAGUAAAACGUUUAUAGCAUGAUUUAUUUUGGCUAUUGUGCUUAUGAAUGGCAAGGACCAACACUUUUUGACCAAUUUGUAUAAUCGGAAAAUAUGUACAUAAAAGUUGAACCAUUAAAUUUUAUUGGUUCUGUUUUAACCAAUAAUCGGAAAGAUAAAACAUU
Messenger RNA from Tetranychus urticae (two-spotted spider mite), 1338 nucleotides. RefSeq names its product V-type proton ATPase 21 kDa proteolipid subunit c''. Gene Ontology annotation, cellular component: proton-transporting V-type ATPase, V0 domain. Gene Ontology annotation, molecular function: proton-transporting ATPase activity, rotational mechanism. Lineage: Eukaryota; Metazoa; Arthropoda; Arachnida; Trombidiformes; Tetranychidae. The record is from RefSeq and is a predicted model, not a curated record. Gene Ontology annotation, biological process: proton transmembrane transport.